ACUUCAACCCACAGUCCAAGAAUAAAGCCUGGAAAAACUGCACAAAUUCCAAACAACACAAACCUACAAACAAGCGCCUCCAACAAGGCCCAAACAACUUCAGCCCCACCGGACACAUCUGCGGCCACCGCGCCGCAGGGAAAACCCAGCGGAAAGCUGAGAAUCAUGAUGAAGUUCAACUGUAACCUGUGCAAGGAGGACCUGAAGAGCACCACGCUAGCGGCCAGGCGGUCCCACCUUCUGACAAUGCACCAGAUAAGGAAAUCCGACGAGUCGUUCUUCACCGCCAGGGUCGUGCAGGAUUACGCAGACGAAGAUGCCAACGACGCGGAAACAAAGCGAAAAGUCGGCGUGAAACGGAAGCAAGUUAGUCCGGCGUCAUCAAAACAUUAUUCUUCUGACCGGCAGGACAAAGCUGUGAGACUGCACUGCCUCUUGUGUAGUGUGAAGCUGAACGAGUUCGCCGUCAUGAAAACCCACCUGCUGAAGAAGCAUCGGAUUACAGACUCCUACGAGUUCUAUUUCACGUCUGAGGACCUCACUGCCGACGGACGACACAACAUGACGACAGAGAAAAAAUUACGCAUGGAAUUAGAAGAGCGUCGAAGCAUGCCCAUCCGGACGCUGCUUUCCUCUUACUUCCCAACGCCAGGAGAAACACAGAAGACCGCACCAAGCGACUGUCAACCGUUUGUGACGUUCUCGGUUACUGCACCAAAUGCACCGGUGGAGAGUGGUGUUAGCCCAGUCCCUCUAGGUGUGGGGCCCAGUCUCCUCUCCCGACUACCCUCCAGGAUGACAUCGGAGUUCCGCAGCGCGUACCAGGUGUACCAGUGCACCCUGUGCUCCUCCCAGUACCGAUACUUUGCCUCCAUCCUGGAACACAUGCAGAGUCAGCACUGUUUGUCUUAUAAUGCUAUUUACCAACACAGAUGAACUUUCCUGCCAAAUCUUACAGUCUCCUGUU
Molecule: messenger RNA, 967 nt
Organism: Branchiostoma floridae (Florida lancelet)
Lineage: Eukaryota; Metazoa; Chordata; Leptocardii; Amphioxiformes; Branchiostomatidae
Exons: 2
Coding region: 166-936 (256 amino acids)
Source: RefSeq, a predicted model, not a curated record